GUUCCGGCGGCGAGGGGCGCGGGAGAAGAGGCGGCGGAGGAGACGGCAAGGGGAUGGGGAGAGGAGCAGUGGGCUCGUCAUGGGCCUCAUUCCGAAAUGGUGGGCCGGAGCAAGACGAAUCCCUCCCUCUCUCUUACUGUAGGGCGUUUGUGUUUGUUUCCCUUGGGAGAGAAUGUCGUCGGCGGCGCUCCGCCGCCACCUCCUCCGCAUUCCCGCCCGCCGCCGCCGCCUCCUCUGCGCCUCCUCCUCCUCCUCUCCCUCGAAGCCGACCAACGGCUGCCAUGGCUCCGCGGCGGCGGGGGCGGGGGUGGUGGAGCUGAACCCGCCGCGCGGCACGAGGGACUUCCCGCCGGAGGAGAUGCGCCUGCGCACCUGGCUCUUCGACCACUUCAGGGAGGUGUCCCGGCUGAUGGCGUUCGAGGAGGUGGACUUCCCGGUGCUCGAGUCCGAGGCGCUCUUCGUCCGCAAGGCUGGGGAGGAGAUCACGGAGCAGCUCUACAGCUUCGAGGACAAGGGCGGCCGCCGCGUGGUCCUCCGGCCGGAGAUCACCCCGUCCCUCGCGCGCCUGGUCAUCAGGCGAGGCACCUCGGCGCCCCUCCCGCUCAAGUGGUUCACCAUCGGCCAGUGCUGGCGCUACGAGCGCAUGACCAGAGGGAGGCGCCGCGAGCACUACCAGUGGAACAUGGACGUCUUCGGCGUGCCCGGCGUCCGCGCCGAGGCCGAGCUUCUCCAGGCCAUUGUGCUCCUCUUCGAGCGUCUCGGGGUCGUGUCCUCCGACGUGGGGAUCCGGCUGUCCAGCCGGAAGGUUCUCCAGGUGGUGCUCGACAUGUACUCCGUGCCGCAGCACCUGUUCACUCCGGUCUGUGUGAUUGUUGACAAGCUGGGGAAGAUGAGCAGAGAGGAGAUUGAGAAGGAAUUGAUCUCCACUGGACUGCCAUCUGAAGCUGUGCAGGGCAUCAUCGAUGUGCUUUCUCUGAAGUCACUGCCUGAGCUCGAAGAGGUGCUGGGCUCUGGUGGUGCUGAGGCUGUUGCUGACCUGAAGAAGCUCUUCUCCUUCGCCGAGCAGUAUGGCUAUGCCGAUUGGCUAUGUUUCGAUGCAUCGGUUGUUCGAGGUCUUGCAUACUACACGGGGAUUGUUUUCGAGGCUUUUGAUAGGCAAGGGGAGCUGAGGGCGAUCUGCGGUGGCGGGAGGUAUGAUAGGCUGCUUUCAACAUUUGGUAGCGAAGAUGUGCCGGCCUGUGGGUUUGGGUUUGGGGAUGCUGUUAUCGUCGAGCUGCUGAAGGAGAAGGGCCUUCUGCCUCAUCUGUCGCGCCAGAUAGACGACAUUGUCUUCCCGUUGGAUGAUGAGCUUCAGGGACCUGCAUCCUGUGUCGCAUCCUCUCUGCGCAAGAAUGGCAGAUCUGUAGACCUUGUGCAAGAUAAGCGUCUGAAAUGGGUGUUCAAACAUGCAGAGAGGUUAAAUGCCAGCAGGCUGGUUUUGGUGGGGAAAUCUGAGUGGGAGCGAGGCAUGGUUCGUGUGAAGAUUCUGUCUACCAAAGAGGAAUUUGAGGUCAAGGCAGGCGAAUUACAGUAAUUGCUAGCCAAUCUGGAGGUCGCGGGCAGAGGCUAGUGGAUGAUGGCAACAUGUGAUGACCGGCGAAGGAGGGACAUCGACGACAUUGUCUCGAGGGACCAACCUAAACCUUGUCCUCGACCAACCUAAACCUUGUCCUCGACCAUCGACGACAUUGUCUCGAGCUACUUUUUAUUAUAUACAUCUAUAGAUAAUCUGCGAUGGAAAAUUAGUCCCAAAAAUGCACAGGCAGAAACAUGUUAAGCACAUGGGAUUAUGAUGCUUCCUCCGUUUCUUUGUAGUUUGCAUAUAAGAUUUGGUCAAAGUCAAACUUUGUAAAAUUUCACUAGCUUUGUAGGAAAAGAUAUCAACAUUCACAUUAUG
Molecule: messenger RNA, 1936 nt
Organism: Triticum aestivum (bread wheat)
Lineage: Eukaryota; Viridiplantae; Streptophyta; Magnoliopsida; Poales; Poaceae
Product: histidine--tRNA ligase, chloroplastic/mitochondrial
Exons: 2
Coding region: 173-1573 (466 amino acids)
Biological process (GO): histidyl-tRNA aminoacylation
Cellular component (GO): cytoplasm
Molecular function (GO): ATP binding; histidine-tRNA ligase activity
Source: RefSeq, a predicted model, not a curated record